UUAGCGAUGCAAUGUGCCGAGUCGACUCAUAGAUGCUGUCUUGCAAGAUCUGUCUUGACAAUGAAAAGUUCAGCUCUGUGUGUUCUACUCAUCCUGGUCUUGGGCUCCAUCCCAGAUGUUGCCAGUGAAGAUGAUAUUCAGGAUCCAUGUAGUGAUUUUCGGGAAUUUGCAAGUAAAGAUGGAAGGCUUGCCUGCACAAGAGAAAAUGACCCAGUCCGUGGUCCUGAUGGUAAAACCUAUGGAAAUAAAUGUUCCAUGUGUGCAGAACUCUUCCUGAAAGAAGCUAAAGAGAAAGAAAAGGAAGAUCACAAUAGAACCCGCAGAAAUGCUAUAAAAGCCAUAUGCAAUGAAUUCCGGGACCAGAUGAGGAAUGGCAUACUCUUUUGCACCAGGGAGAAUGACCCUAUCCAAGGCCUUGAUGGCAAGCAUUAUGGGAACAAGUGCUCCAUGUGCAAAGCCUUUUUCCAAGCUGAGGUUGAUGAAAGGAAAAGAAAUGAAGAGAAAUUAAGGGAUAAGACUACUUCAGUAAACACUACUUCAUUUGCGGAGCUAUGUAGUCCAUAUCGCAACUAUAUGAGAAAUGGAAGAAUGGCUUGCACCAGAGAGAAUGACCCCAUUCUGGGACCAGAUGGCAAAAUGCAUGGCAACACGUGUUCUAUGUGUGAAGUUUUCUUCCAAAAUGAAGCUAAAGAGAAAGAAAAGGAAGAUCACAAUAGACCCCGCAGAAAUGCUGUAAAAGCCAUAUGCAAUGAAUUCCGGGACCAGAUGAGGAAUGGCAUACUCUUUUGCACCAGGGAGAAUGACCCUAUCCAAGGCCUUGAUGGCAAGCAUUAUGGGAACAAGUGCUCCAUGUGCAAAGCCUUUUUCCAAGCCGAAAUUGAAGAAAGGCAAAGAAAUGAAGAGAAAUUAAGGGAUAAGAGAGAACCAGCAAACACUACAUCAUUUGCAGAGCUGUGUAGUCCAUAUCGCAACUAUAUGAGAAAUGGAAGAAUGGCUUGCACCAGAGAGAAUGACCCCAUUCUGGGACCAGAUGGCAAAAUGCAUGGCAACACAUGUUCUAUGUGUGAGGUCUUCUUCCAGAAUGAAGCUAAAGAGAAAGAAAAGGAAGAUCACAAGAGAAACCGCAGAGUUACUAUAGAAGAUCUGUGCAGUGAGUUCCGAGAACAAGUGAGAGAUGGGAAACUCAUUUGCACCCGGGAGAAUUCACCUGUUCGAGGUCCUGAUGGUAAAAUGCAUGGCAACAAGUGUUCCAUGUGUGCCAGCAUCUUCAAACAAGAACAGGAGAAAAACAGAGAAGAGAAGAAGAAAGUGGAAGUAGAAAACAAAGUUAAGAGAGAAGCAGUGCAGGAGCUAUGCAGUGAAUACAGAAACUACAUGAGGGAUGGCCGCCUUGCCUGCACCAGAGAGAAUGAUCCCAUCCUGGGCCUGGAUGGCAAGAUGCAUGGCAACACAUGUUCCAUGUGUGAAGCUUUCCUGCAACAAGAAGCUAGAGAGAAGGCUGCUGUAGCAUCCAGAACAAUUAAGAAGAGAGAACUUACAAAGGAUGCAUGUGAUGAAUUUCGGAGUCUUGUGAAUAAUGGAAACCUUUUCUGUACCAGAGAAAAUGAUCCUGUCCGUGGCCCAGAUGGAAAAACACAUGGCAAUAAGUGUGCCAUGUGUAAAGCUUUAUUCCAGAAAGAAGAAGAGGAGAAAAAAAGAAAGGAAGAUGAAAAUCAAAGAAAUGCUGAAGGAAACAAGCAGGGAGGUGGUGGGGCAGGAAAACCCAAGGACCAAUGUGAAGAAUUUCGGAAAGAGUGGAAAAAAGGAGCUCUUAGUUGUACCCGUGAGAAUGACCCUGUACGUGAUGCUAGUGGCAAAUCCUAUAAUAACAAGUGUGCCAUGUGUAAAGAACUCCUGGCUAAGGAAGAUGAGGAGAACAAGAAAACUACUAAUUUCAGGAACAACAAUGGUAGCACCAAUGGAAAGCCCAAUUGUGAUGAAUACAGAAGCCAGAUGAAAAAUGGGAAACUGAUUUGUACAAGAGAAAGUGACCCAGUGCGAGGCCCUAAUGGCAAGACCCACGGCAAUAAGUGUGCCUUGUGUAAAGAAAUAUUAGAAAAAGAAGCUCAAGAGAAGAGCUUGAAUGAAGAAAAAAGCAACAAAGAAAAGGAUCAAUGUAGCGAGUACCGCAGUCUAAUGAGUAAUGACAAAUAUGUUUGCACCAGAGAGAAUGACCCUGUUCGGGGCCCAGAUGGCAAAACCCACAUCAAUAAAUGUGCGAUGUGCCAAGCUGUAUUGGAGAGAGAAGCCAAUGAAAGGAAACGAAUCACAGAAGAAAACAAGUCCAAUGAUAAUAAAGCAGAUAGCAACAAGGAAAAAUGUCAGGAUACCCAGAACCAACAAAGUAGUGGCAGUCGUGGCUCUUCCAAUGUUGUUGACCCUGUUCAUGUUCAAACUAUUAAAGAAAAAGCUGAUAAAAGAAAUGAAGAAAAAACAUCUAUCAGUUUUCUGGAAGAAGAUAAAAAACAAAGUAAACCAUUUUUUCCGGAGGAGUCUGAGAUGUGCCAACAGUACAGGGUCAUUCCUAGAGUGGGCUACCUGUGUCCAAAGAGCUUACAUUAUGUAUGUGGUGAAGAUGGAAGGACAUACAACCAUCCAUGUUUGCUGUGUCAUGAAAAUCUGUUACAUCAAACCAACAUCCAAAUGCUGAGGGAAGGGAGGUGUGAAGAUGACCCUUCAGGAACACUUCCACCAAAUACUUCAGGCAGUAACAAAUGAGUGAUGAAUCAGUCGGAACCUUGAGAAAAAGGUUCAAAUGCUCAGCCCUGGAAAGUUUGCCUUCACCCUUCUGUAUAUAUAAAGAACUCUUCUGAGCAUGUAUUAUUUACAGUGCAGAACAAUCCUGAGCUACUGGGGAAAGGACAUACUGAUUUUUAGUCUUCCAUCCUUCUCUUCCAGGACUCUAUGAUCCUGGCGCGGAGACACAUGCUGCAUUCAGUCAGUGCUCUGGGGCCCCUGGUCACAGUGCUGUCUGUCCAUUUGCUUGUGCAAUAAAAGUAAAAUUAGCAAAA
This is a messenger RNA of Antechinus flavipes (yellow-footed antechinus), 3050 nucleotides long. RefSeq names its product serine peptidase inhibitor Kazal type 5 (gene SPINK5). The coding region runs from base 7 to 2757 and encodes 916 amino acids. Gene Ontology annotation, molecular function: protein binding. The transcript is spliced from 29 exons. The record is from RefSeq and is a predicted model, not a curated record. NCBI's taxonomy places the organism in Eukaryota, Metazoa, Chordata, Mammalia, Dasyuromorphia, Dasyuridae.